CAGCAAAGUCUCGAGAAACGAGCCUAAUGAAAUGAAAUGUGAGCAGCAAAAAUGAUAUUUAAAAUAUUUACCUACUCAAAAAAAAAAAAAAAACACCACCAAUUUCUCUCUCUCCUACCCACUCACUCUGUCACUGUUCCGUCCCACUCACCUCUCUCUCUCUCCUCACACCCCUCUUUUCCCCUUCCAUUUUUUUUGCAGCCAUUUUGACAUAACACACAGACAUCUAUCAUCACCCAUGGUUCUUCUUCUUCGUUCUCUCUCCAUUUCUAGGGUUCCUUCUCCCUAAAAGAAAAAAAACCCAAAAUAAAUGCCUCCAUUUUUUCUCCUCUUUCUUCUCACACCCUUUAAUUCCACUAAUUUUCCCUUCCCAUUUCCUCCCCAGAUCACAAAGAACAAAUCUUUAAGCGUGAUCUAUCAAGCUUAAGCUCUUUCUAAGUUACUCGCUCAGUUUUUAAGUUAAUUUUGAGGAGAGAGAAAAUGGCGAUGGUUGCGCAUAGAGAGAGUAGUAGUGGUAGUGGUGGAAGUAGCGGAAUGAGCAAACACAUGACGGCGGCAGCAGCGGCGGCGUCAGCAGCUGAUGCUGGAAAAUACGUUAGAUAUACAUCGGAGCAGGUCGAAGCUUUGGAGAGAGUUUACGCGGAGUGUCCAAAACCAAGCUCGUUACGCCGUCAGCAGUUGAUUCGAGAGUGUCCUAUUUUGUCUAACAUUGAACCUAGACAGAUCAAAGUUUGGUUUCAAAAUCGCAGGUGUAGGGAAAAACAGAGGAAAGAAUCGUCGAGGUUACAGACAGUAAAUAGGAAAUUAACUGCGAUGAAUAAAUUGUUGAUGGAAGAGAAUGAUCGGUUGCAGAAACAGGUUUCUCAGUUGGUUUGUGAAAAUGGGUUUAUGCGUCAACAACUUCAUACUGCGCCGGCUAUGACCACCGAUGGAAGCUGUGAGUCUGUGGUCACCACAACGCAGCAUUCUCUUAGAGACACUAAUAACCCUGCUGGACUCCUGUCUAUUGCCGAGGAGACAUUGGCAGAGUUCCUUUCCAAGGCGACGGGGACUGCUGUUGAUUGGGUCCAGAUGCCUGGGAUGAAGCCUGGUCCGGAUUCGGUUGGGAUCUUUGCCAUUUCACAUCGUUGCAGUGGAGUGGCAGCCCGAGCCUGUGGUCUCGUUAGUUUAGAGCCUACAAAGAUCGCAGAGAUACUUAAAGAUCGUCCAUCAUGGUUCCGGGACUGCCGGAGCCUUGAAGUAUUCACUAUGUUUCCUGCUGGAAAUGGAGGAACAAUUGAACUUAUUUAUACACAGAUAUAUGCUCCAACUACUUUGGCCCCUGCACGAGAUUUUUGGACUUUGAGAUAUUCCACAACUUUAGAGAAUGGCAGUGUCGUGGUUUGUGAGAGAUCUCUAUCUGGUUCUGGACCCAACACUGCUGCUCCUCAGUUUAUAAGAGCUGAUAUGCUUCCAAGUGGCUAUCUCAUUAGGCCAUGUGAUGGUGGAGGUUCAAUUAUCCAUAUAGUAGACCACCUGAACCUUGAGGCAUGGAGCGUGCCAGAGGUGUUACGGCCAUUAUACCAAUCAUCCAAAGUUGUGGCUCAGAAAAUGACCAUAGCAGCUUUACGCUACAUCCGUCAAAUUGCACAAGAGACAAGCGGGGAGGUGGUAUAUGGCUUGGGUAGGCAGCCAGCUGUUUUGCGUACGUUUAGUCAGAGAUUAAGCAGAGGUUUUAAUGACGCUAUAAAUGGAUUCACUGAUGAUGGUUGGACAAUGCUCAAUUGUGAUGGUGCUGAAGAUGUCAUAAUUGCUUGUAAUACAGCCAAAACUUUUAUGGCUACUUUGAAUGCUGCCAGUUCACUUCCGAUGGUUGGCGGUGUUUUGUGUGCUAAGGCAUCUAUGCUACUUCAGAAUGUACCUCCCGCUGUGCUAGUUCGAUUCUUGAGAGAGCAUCGGUCGGAGUGGGCUGAUUUCAGUGUCGAUGCCUAUUCUGCUGCGGCAUUGAAGGCAAACUCGUAUGCAUUUCCAGGGAUGAGAGCUACGAGAUUUACUGGAAGUCAAAUUAUCAUGCCUCUUGGUCAUACAAUUGAGAAUGAAGAAAUGCUGGAGGUAAUUCGGUUGGAAGGCCAUUCUCUUACUCCUGAAGAUGCUUAUAUUUCUAGAGAUAUCCAUUUGCUACAGAUUUGCAUUGGAAUAGAUGAGAAUGCAGUAGGAGCUUGCUCUGAACUAGUUUUUGCGCCAAUUGAUGAAAUGUUUCCAGAUGAUGCUCCGUUGCUGCCUUCGGGCUUCCGUAUUAUUCCAUUGGAUUCGAAACCAGAAGCUGCAACAAAUCGGACUCUUGACCUAACUUCAAGUCUUGAAGUGGGUCCAUCAUCCAACCAUGGAGCUGCUGAUGCAACAUCUUCUGGUAGCAAUCGUUCUGUGCUAACCAUUGCAUUCCAGUUUCCAUUUGAAAGUAGCCUGCAAGAAAAUGUUGCGACAAUGGCACGUCAAUAUGUUCGAAGUGUAAUAUCUUCAGUGCAAAGGGUUGCCAUGGCAAUAUCCCCUUCAGGGUUAAGUCCCACAGUGGGUCCAAAAUUAUCUCCAGGCUCCCCAGAGGCACUUACUUUGGCCCAUUGGAUUUGUCAAAGUUAUAGUUAUCAUAUGGGAGCAGAACUGCUAAGGACUUCUUCUGCUGCUGAUGACACAUUGCAGACUAAUAGCCAUUGA
Molecule: messenger RNA, 2691 nt
Organism: Beta vulgaris subsp. vulgaris (sugar beet)
Lineage: Eukaryota; Viridiplantae; Streptophyta; Magnoliopsida; Caryophyllales; Amaranthaceae
Product: homeobox-leucine zipper protein REVOLUTA
Exons: 17
Coding region: 481-2691 (736 amino acids)
Molecular function (GO): DNA-binding transcription factor activity; lipid binding; DNA binding
Source: RefSeq, a predicted model, not a curated record